Molecule: messenger RNA, 7903 nt
Organism: Haliotis rufescens (red abalone)
Lineage: Eukaryota; Metazoa; Mollusca; Gastropoda; Lepetellida; Haliotidae
Product: N-alpha-acetyltransferase 20-like
Exons: 7
Coding region: 102-623 (173 amino acids)
Biological process (GO): N-terminal peptidyl-methionine acetylation
Cellular component (GO): NatB complex
Molecular function (GO): protein-N-terminal amino-acid acetyltransferase activity
Source: RefSeq, a predicted model, not a curated record
GCCCGAACAGACUAUCGCUGUGAGGAGCUUGGUAAAGCAUGGACUGAAACGGGGACCCUGUAAGGGUGUCAACAAGGCGUUUUACGCUUUCAGCGACAAACAUGACGACAAUAAGACCGUUUACCUGUGACGAUCUGUUCAGAUUUAAUAAUGUGAAUUUGGAUCCACUCACAGAAACAUAUGGCUUGCCCUUCUACAUGCAGUACCUGGCUCACUGGCCGGAGUACUUCCAGAUCGCAGAGUCCCCCAGCGGCGAGAUCAUGGGAUAUAUCAUGGGGAAAUCGGAAGGAACUGGCGACCUGUGGCAUGGUCAUGUGACAGCCUUGACGGUUGCCCCGGUUUUCCGGAGACUGGGUCUGGCAGCAAAGCUCAUGAACAUACUGGAAGAAAUCUCAGAGAAGAAACAUUGUUUUUUCGUGGACCUGUUUGUGAGGGUAUCUAACAAGGUUGCCGUGGCAAUGUAUGAGAAACUAGGAUACAGUGUGUACAGGAGGGUGCUAGAGUACUACUCAGGGGAGGUGGACGAAGAUGCUUUUGACAUGAGGAAGGCUCUAUCUCGAGAUGUUGAAAAGAAGUCUGUCAUACCGCUUGCCCACCCAGUCCGGCCGGAGGAGUUGGACUGACCAUGACUCAGGAGGGUAACCAUGGAGAUCUGCUGUGGGGGACACUCAUGUUUGCCGGGCUUCUGUUAGGGGCCAUCUUGGCCCUGAUUGUCACGGAACUGAUUGUGCGACAGCCUCUCCGUUUUCCCCCGUUACCGCAGACGGAUGAUCACGAAGAGCUGUAGCUGGUUAGAUGGACAGAAACUGAAGAAGUCAUAGAUUUGUCAUUCUUUUCAAAUCCUACAUAGCAUGCAGAUGUUUAGUUGGUAAAAUUCUCAUAUCUGAUUUCCCUAAAAUGUCCUCUACUGCACUGAUUAAUUCUGUAGUCUGUGUGCCUCACUCUGCCAAUAUGGAAGGUUUGUAUGUGUCGGGAUUUAAACUUUGUGAUUACACAUGUUGUGUACACUAUCAAUGUGAUGACAUCAGUGGUAUAUGGACACUUGUAUCAUGAAGAUAGGUCCAAAAAUAGGCCGAGUCUGGAAAAAAGCCACUCAAGACAUCAGCCAGUCAGAUGUCUAGAUGCUCAACUAUGCAUACAAUCGCAGUGAUACAUUGUACCUGCAAUGCUAGUUAACAUUGAAAUAUUAAGUAUUGACAUUCAUAUGAUAUAUACCCAGUUUAUUGUGAUCAUCAGAUCUACAGAUAAGCUGCGUAUUUGUGUGAAAUACCCUCCAAAACUAUUCAAAACCCAAUUACUUUCAAUUAACUUGCGUACAGAAACACAUGCAUUAAAUGAAAAACUUAAUUGUUUGAAAACACCACGCAUAAAUACCCAACGAAGCUUUUUCAGCUUGCGUACAACGGAGCUAAUUUCUGAAACACAAUUACGAGCUAAUUUACAUUCCGAGUCAAGCCUAUAUUUAGAACCGUUAUAUAUAUCUAAAACAUUAUUUCAUUAUCUCAAAAUGCUUACUCUUUUGGGGAAAAACCCAAUAGAGUGAUGAAUAGAUGGGUGAAAAAAUAUUGGUUACCCAAUGAAAAAUGUAAUAACCCAAUUAAAAUAGAAACCUUUGAGUAAAAACCCAAUUGCUCAAACAGUCAUCUGGAGCUCUGAUUCAUUGCUUCAUGAAGUGUAAUGCCUUAGGCUUGACCAGUACUGUGGGAUGACAACACAACACCAUCUGUUACGGCCUCCCAACACUAUUAUGUUUAAGGAGCCCGUAUGGUUUCGUAACGCUAACAGUUGGGUAACUUGGUAACUGCUUGCUCCAAGCUCAUAAACCAGCAGACAGCGGAGACAUGUUUGAUUGUCAAUCUGCAUUAUUCUGAUCAACGAAAACUGUAGUUAUUUUUAUGACCUGGAGAAGGGAAUGGGUUACAACUGAAUCUCUGCCUGUGUGAACACGUGACACAAUAGCACUUGGUUGCACAUCCCUUGUGACGGACACAAUCAACAUCUGUGAAUAUUCACCAUGUCUAUUUUACGUUUGUGCUUGCAAUGAAUUCAUCUUGGACUGGCGCAUAUGGCCAUUUAUCACUACACAUUUCACGCAGAUAGAGGAGUUACUGUUUAUUGUCCGCAGGUAUAACGUUCCGUUCACAUGUGUCACGACAAUAAAGUAAAUACCACCAUAUUAAACUAACACCUUCUCAAAGGAAGUCAACAUUUUCUCAUGUAUCUAAAAUUAUUCUACAGUGUACGAAUAAAAAUAAAUAUGUUUUACAUGCAGCUAUCCAAACAUUAAUCGCAAGUCUGAGACACACCCACUCAGCUAUGAAUGAUGUAGUUUGGGUGUAAGUCUUGCAAGGUUGAGUGAUGAUUGACUCCCAGGGCCACAUGUGCACGUCAUGUGAUAUCACUUAUAAAUAGCACAUGGACUAUAUUUCCGUGUGAUAUCAGUUCAGACCAGACGUAAUUGUUUAAUGUUUGAAAUGGAGGAGUCACCAGAACAUAAACAUGCUCUCAUCUUUGCCAGUUGGUCACAGACCUCAAUCUUAUUGGUGAAUUGUAAGUGAAAAGAUCCCAGACAUGACACAGUCUCCAGAUUGUGUAACUGGAGACAGUCCUGUAAGCCUUAUACUGUUAUGGACAGUAUGGUAGCCUAGCUGGUAAAGCGUUUCAAUUCUCACCCCGAAGGCCCGGGUUCGAUUCCUCACAUGGGUACAAUAUGUGAAGCCCAUUUCUUGUGUCCCCUGUCGUGAUAUUGCUGAAAUACUGCUUAAAGCGGCAUAAAACCUUACUCACUCACUCACUCCUAAGACUGUUACAUUGUUGACCAUUUAGAUAUUUUACACUAGAAUGGCCGUCAAGCUUAAUUCUUCUAUACCUCUUAUACAUUUGUUGGGCAGUCGGGUAGCCUAGUAGUUAAAGCGUUUGCUCGUCACACUGAAGAUCCGGGUUCAAAUCCCGACAUGGGUACAAUAUUACUGGAAUAUUGGUAAAAGGGGCAUUAAACCAUACUCACUCACUCACUCUUAUACAUAUGUAUGUCAAAGCUAAGUAUCAAGACCAUUUUAGGAUCAUAUAUCUUUGUAUGAUGAUCAUUUGUGCAAUAUUUGAUAAAGGAUAUUUAUCUCUCCAUUUUGAAUAUAGGUUUCCAAGAAUAUUUUUCACAAAUAGCAUCUCAUUAGCUCUUCAUUUUGUUUAAAUGUCCUCAUGGAGAAUGAAAGAGUUUUUUUUUUUUCUUGGCAUUGCACUUCAUGAUAAUGCUACAAAAAAGUUGCCUUGAUAAGAGUUACUGAGUAAAUAACUCUUGUAGCCUCAUCUGACAGAUGAAUCAGCAAACUCCAUCUAAAAUAAACAUGUUGGUGCAUUUAUUAUGAUGUUUACUGUAAAAGCAUACAAAAGGUUGAAAUGUACAAUGUCUGGCUUUGAUGAAAUUGACAGAAGUUCUGACAUUAAAUGUGCAGCGCGGCAUACAGGUAUAAGUAAUGUCCCAGAGGGUUGUAUUUCUCCGAGUUGCCCUGCCCCUGCCUGCUGAUGGGGUUUAUGGGAGCCUUCAUGAUGUAUGUACACUGAUAACCAACAUCGUGCAGAUCCAUGAAGUAUGCCUGUGAAACACAGAAAAUAAUGUUUCUCUUUAGGGAGUCUCUGGCUUAAGCUGAUGGAGCCUCUUUGGAUAUAGGCAGAGCAAGGAUUGGAUAUUCUAUGAAUAUGAUAUUACUAAUUGGUACUUUUUGUUAUAAAUUUGUAUGGAUUGUUCCAGUUUUUGCCAAAAAUAAUCAAAAUGGUAGUAUGUAUUUUAACCGAUUAAUACAUUUCAAUUGAUUCCUGAGCAUCUGAAAAUCAAACAUAUGUUUUUUGACAUUUAAAAAGAAAACAUAUUUUGAUAUAUUUCUUUGUUUUUGAGUUUUGUAAUAUUCAACUAGGUUAAUAAUAACUGCUGAAACUUGUAAUUCACGCAUCUGCUUCUUGAUCAUCUGAAAGAAUUCACAGGCUUGACAUUUUGCGGGGUGACAGGUAUUUCUGUCCUUGUGACAGAUUGGCUGUCAAUCACAAACAAUUACCCUGUUGUUAAUCAUGAUUUGCCUCCACUGUUAAUCCCCUAAGACAUUAACAAGACACUUGUAUUAUAAAGGCCAGGUGAUUGUCUUCUUGCCUGUGUGUAGUCGUGUGGAAAACACCAUCAACCUUGCUGUUUAACCAGCGGCCAUUGUCAACAGAACUAAUUGAAACCACAUCCCUUUUCGGUAUUGGUUCGUGAAGAAAUACACCAUUCACUGUGUUCGUUUGACAAAUGACAAAUAGGCUGUUGACUUAAAAUGUGUUCAAAAUAUCACUGGCUUCAUGAAAAAUAAUCCAAGACACUUUUAGGACCAGUCAUUUAUUACAGAUGGGAAAGGGUCGAGGUUUUUGAAGCACUAAUGUACUGAAAAUAAUUACCCUCCCCAAAUGCUUGUCAUAUUUAUGGAUGACCCUCCCCAUGUCCUUAUACAUUUAUUUUAUGACCCUCCCUGAAAAGACAAAAUGCAAAAGCACUGUAUUUUUUUUAUGAAAUGACCAUUUUUUCAUGACCCCUCCCAAAUUUAGACCCUCCCUUAGAGAGACUCUCAUAUGUUUGGGUGCCACUCCCUGAUUACCUCUUUGUGCCCCCCCCCCCCCCCCCCCCCCCCCUCCAAUAUAAUGUGUGUAGAUUUGAUGGACAGUUGGUGUUUUUCAGGCUAUAUUUCAAACAGUGGAGGAUAUUUUGUAUUGGUUUUGGUGUUCACUGGGGUCAUUAUCCCCCGUUGUUAAGUUCAUGACAAAUUAUUCAUCAACAACCUGAAAAACAUCAGGCCAAAAUUAAGACUUGUUAAAAGAGACUGUGAAAAUAGAUUAUCCCUUUAAGUGCAGCUGAGGCUAAAUGUUUCCUGGAGGAACAAAAGAAAUUAACCAAGUCGCAUCUGUCUCGAAAAAGAAAAGUCUUUGAACCAGUUUCCAAGAAAAAUAUGCUUUCCCUCCAGAUUAGCUUCCUAGUGUUAUUUAGUUGAAAAUGAAAGUCGGCUUGUUUUCUUUUACAAAGUCAGCAAAAAUAGAAAAUACCACUGUGAAAUAAAAUAUCAUAUUGUAGAUUGUUUUACUGAGUGCCUCCAAAUAUUCUUGCAUAUUUGUAUAUUUUUAUUGCCGAUAAAAACAGAAUGAUAUUUGUUCAACUUGAACCACGAACAGCCAUCAGAAGAAAGGCCAACUAGAAUAUGCUUUAUGUAGGACAAUGAUGGCUUUGUCAAUAAUAAAAUACAGUAAACAUGUUUAACAUAGAGAAUGUUAAUCCUUGAACCUUUUCAAUUUUUUUUUUCUGAAACAUGAAUCGUCGACAUGAGCUCCUGAUUAAAUCCACCUUAAGACACCCCGAUGUGUUUUGUGUGGAUGUAACCCCAGGUAAUCAUUCAAUGCAAAGAAUAGACACAGAGCUGAUAGAUUUUCAAGUCACAAGUUGGCAGCUACAUUCGCCUGGUACAUGGCGGGAGCCUGAAAUAGUGCUUGUGAUUCCCGCUAGCAUGUUGCAGCAUGUUAUCAGUUAAGAUGCUUCAGGUUUUUGGCAGGAAUUAUUGCACAACGCCAGAGAACAGAUGAGAAAAUGUAAAAAUGUAAUUUCCACAAGCAGUUAAGAGCUGUGUAAGAAGCCACUUCUGAUUAUGAGGUCUUUGAAGGAUGACAGGAAGUCUGUGAAUAUUGCAGGUUCUUAAAGUACACAAGUAUAGAGUUAGGUAGACAGGAGUGUUUCCUCUCUGCGUCACAAAGGUGUGGAAACUGAGUGGUUAAAGUGUUUGCCAUCACGCAGAAGACAAGGGUUCGAUUCCCCCACAUGGAUACAAUGUGUGAAGCGCAUUUCUUAUGUUUGGUGCCCCCCUGCAGUGAUAUGGCUGGAAUAAUGCUUAAAUUCAUGUAAAACCAACUCACCGGCUGUACAUCACAGGAAUUUCUCUGUCACACCUCAUAGGUGUAAUCAGAGACCAUAUACCGAUAUAUGGUCUCUGAUGUAAUAAAGAAAAUAUAUCCCUUUUUUAAAAGUCUGUCACUGUAGGUUCUAAAUCCUUUUAUUUUGAUGUGAUUUUUUUGUUUGGUAUCAAAUUACUUGUUUUUUAGUCCUUUGUACAUUUCCAGUACCUUAGUUUAAUUUUACUUUACAAAAAUAUCAGUUGACUUUGAAUUACCUUGCAGGGUGUGAAGUUAAUCUAUGUCUUAAUUUAAUUUAACCCAGUAAAUGUUUUUGAGUAUUUACCAUGUUUCCUAUGUAUAUGUUUGAUAGCUGAAUAGUUGGCAAGUCUGUGACGUCAUCAGUUAUGAGAAAGAGAGUGUUAUUCCACAGCAGAGAGUGGCUGUUUUUAUGUAUUGUAUACACCAUAGGCAGGAGGGACAGGCUAGUGUUGGUAACAUUUCCCAUUUUAUAGUGGCAUGUAAUUGUGGCAUUUGGAAAUAAGAAGAGACUCUUUAUGAUUUUUUGGUAACAUGUUGGUGUUGCAUUGCAGUACGACAAGGGGAUUGAAAAAUGUAAGGACAAUCUGAUUUCAUGUUUGUAAAAUGCUAUGAAGAUGCUUCCUUGAAUAUCCAGUGUAUAUACAUCUAUUCCAUUAUGUACAACAAAUACUCUGGACCCAUUCUAUGCCAUAGUGGGUGGUCGGGUAGCCUAGUGGUUAAAGCGUACGCUCUUCACGCUGAAGACCUGGGUUUGAUUCCCCACAAGGGUACAAUUUGUGAAGCCCAUUUCUGGUGUCCCUUACUGUGAUAUUGCUGGAAUAUUGCUUAAAGCAGCGUAAAAUCAUACUCACUCACUCUGCCAUAGCUCAUUUUGAGCCUGAUCUGAAUGACAAGACACUGAAAACAGAUGUCCAAUCAAAUAACUCUUGAGCGAGAGACAUUCUGUGCUGGAAUAGUGAUUGAGCAAUGGAGAUUGUCACUUCCGAUACCAAGCCAUGAUGGCGUUGGGUCCAGGGUAUUUCUCAUAAUAGGUAUGAUGUAAUCAAUUGGCGGCUUAAGGAUCCGAUUUUCAUCUGUGGCCAUGUUGUGGUGGUGCGUUUCACUGUUCGUAUGCUGAGGCUGUGAGGCUAACACCAUCUGAUAUGGGAUGAAACAAAUUAAGACGAGAUGAAACAAAUGAAGUAUUAUCAUCUUUCUUUAAAAUAUUGAUGCACCUAUCAGGUGCCUUUCUCUACUUGAAAUAAAGAAACCAAGAACUGGCAGACACACUUUUAUUGUGAGAGACAUCUGUUACAAGUUAAAUCAUGCAUGAACGUGGAGAAGAAUUUUUCUUAAGAAUGCUAAAUAUUCACUUUAAGGUAUCAAUAUCAAAAUACAUCACAUGCUUCUGAAGAGGAUAACAGAUGAUGAAACGAAUAUAAGCGCAUUACCAACUUUGAUUGCCCAACAUCACAAUUUUAUGUCCUUUUUCUGAAGGGGUAGUCUGUGAUGAAGGAGCAGGCAAAAUAAACACUUUACUAACUCACGAUGUUUUAAUUAUGGUAAAAUAUUAAUCUGGAAUCGGUGUGUCUAACUGAAUGCAGUGUCCAUGAAAGAUAUGCUAAGUAAGCACUGCUUCCACCUCCUGUUGGAGGUGAUGUCUUUACCAGCGUCGAUGUGGUGGAGUUGUCAUGCCGCCUCCCACUGAGCUUCAGUGUCUGAUUCACCCUGCAUUUCAUCACCUAAUUCGUAGCGAAGUGAUCAUCGCCCCUCACAACCAACUGUUAUGGUCUCUUCUCGUUUCCGCCACUCGUCUCAAUCUUCCAUGUUUUCCUUCCUUUCUGUUUGUGAGGGUUUUUCCCAGGGGAAAUAUUUUUUCAGCAAACAUUAGCCUGUCUCGUCUCCCUGGUGAUCCUCCUGAGUUUCUGUGUCACUGAGCGUGGUGCUUAUGUGUUGUUGCAUAAAUAAAUUGUCGGGUGUAUUA